This is a messenger RNA of Hordeum vulgare subsp. vulgare (domesticated barley), 1429 nucleotides long. Its product is annotated as PGR5-like protein 1A, chloroplastic. Gene Ontology annotation, molecular function: oxidoreductase activity, acting on iron-sulfur proteins as donors. Lineage: Eukaryota; Viridiplantae; Streptophyta; Magnoliopsida; Poales; Poaceae. Gene Ontology annotation, biological process: photosynthetic electron transport in photosystem I. The record is from RefSeq and is a predicted model, not a curated record. Gene Ontology annotation, cellular component: chloroplast thylakoid membrane. The transcript is spliced from 7 exons. Bases 285 to 1130 code for a protein of 281 amino acids.
UGAUAUCUCUUCUCCCACAUCCUGGUCCUCGCAGCUGACCGGAAAUCAGCAGCCACACGCGUCUUCUUCCUCCGGCGUUUCUUGCCGCCAAGCAACCACCGCCUGAUAUCCUCCCCGCGCCCCAUUCUUGUCCGCUUCCCGCCGUGCGUGAGGCCUCCACGCAUCCCCCCUUGGCCGGAUUCUUUUCCUUUCACGGCCCCCUUCCUCCCACCGCCUACGAGAGGAGGGGGAGAGCGCGCGCCGGCUGCCACGCACAUACAGAGUAAAGAAAGUGGCUAUCGUCCAUGGCCCCCGCCGCCGCCGCCGCCGCCGCCCCGGUGGCCCCCGGGAACGGACGUCGCCUCGGCCGGCCGCGGGCGGGGCUGCGCCUCUACGCUGCGGCGGCGGGGGCGGGGGCGGGGGAGGGGCCGUCGUGCCUCUACGUCGGGCCCAUCGAGACCGCCAGCCAGGAGAUGCUCGAGGCGCUCUACCGCCAGGCCAGGGAUUCCUACUACAGCGGCCAGCCUCUGAUCGUCGACGACAUGUUCGACAAAGUUGAGUUGAAGCUCCGGGUCUACGGCUCCCCAUCGGUCGUAAAAUACCCCCGCUGCAGCCUCAAGCGACAGUCGGCGUACGCGGACGCCGAGGAGGACCACUCGAUGUUUAUGGCACUAUCGAGCAUCUGGACGCUGCUGCUCCUGUUCGGUACCUCGGCAUUUCUGGUCCCGAGCUUCUACACUCUGAGCCUGGCGUUCGGGGACGCGUUCGGAGCAAGGUCUCUCUUCUCCGGCGCUAAGUCCCUUGACGGGAUAACCAGGGUGAACCACAUGGUUUUGAUUGGAUUAGGCUAUCUGAUUGGCUAUCCGGUUGCAUCCGCAUCAGUUGGUGCACUGCAAGGCCUGUUGACAAACAAUGUGGUCGCACUAAAAGGCUCUUGCCCCAAUUGCGGUGAGCAGGUCUUUGCAUUUGUGAAGACAGAUAAAUCCAUUAAAGCACCCCACAAGGCAGAAUGCCAUGUCUGUGAGUGUCCAUUGGAGUACCGUACUAAAGUCGAGAGAUCGCUGUCUGGGCCUAGAAGAAGCUGGGUUUAUGGCCGGGUUUAUAUGGUGAAGCAAGGACAUCCUAGGAAAAGGAGAUGGAUAAAAGACUAGAAACACAGUGAUAGCUCUUGAAGAAAGAGAUCCAUAUCUGUUGUGUUCUUAUCUGCUGAAAGCCUGAAACGCCUCCCGAAGAUGGUAGCCUUGUUGCUCUGUAGUGCAUAUUGCCUUUUUUCCAAUGUUCAACCACGCAUUUUAUAAAUCUGUACAUUCUUCCCGAGAUAUCCAAACUCUGCAGAUGAACAGACGAUACAAAUAUUGGCAAUGCUCACCUAGGUCUGCUUAUCAAAUAUUUUCUCAACUACUAGAAUUGGAUUCGCCUAAUUGAUGUGAAGUGCUUGAAAGAUGCUUAA